Molecule: messenger RNA, 3068 nt
Organism: Macrobrachium nipponense
Lineage: Eukaryota; Metazoa; Arthropoda; Malacostraca; Decapoda; Palaemonidae
Product: PE-PGRS family protein PE_PGRS16-like
Exons: 5
Coding region: 472-2757 (761 amino acids)
Source: RefSeq, a predicted model, not a curated record
GGGCACUUAUCGUCCAAAGCCGGUGGAGUGGACACACACAGACACACAACCCCUCGACGACUGUUCUGAGGGUGUUCAGAAACUCAGUCGACAAUUCCCAGGAAAACCCAAUCCAGACGGUACCCUAAGACUUGGCAUCAUUCAGGUUCUCUGUAUAGAUACCCAACCCGUCCUCCUCCUCCGUCACCAUCACCAUUCCAGAAGUUUAUCUUCCCCAUACGAAAGCCACAAUCGCAGCGCGCGCGUGUGUGUGUGCGUGUGUGCGGGCGUGCGUAUGCUUUCGCGGGACGCCUCCUGCUCACUCCUUAUCAGUUGCUGUGUGUGACCCGAGAAGAGAGGAGAGAGGGAAUACGAGUAUUAAGUCAGUGCCGCUCGGGAAAGGAAGGUGUUAGGACUCAUCUUGCACGACGCCACCGGUCGACGCGAUUGCGACUCCAUCUGUUGGCAACUUCUGAACUAUUAAAGUCAACAAUGAAGGUGGCGCUGGUGAUAUGGUUAGCGUCUGCGUGGGUAUCGACGAACGCUGGACCAUUGUCCGACUUCGAGGCCAUGAAGAUAGUUACCGAAAGUCUACCGACCGGUUCCAUCGUGACUUCCAUCCAGCCAGCAACACCCUCCAGUCACUUCCUCUCCUCCAUUUCUGACACGACACAGCCAAUCAACCUGGAUGAGGUUCUGCGUGAGAUCACAGGGUCUGGGGCAGAAGUUGUCUCUGCAAACACUGUCGAACCCGCAUCUCCUAAUUUCGGACACAUCACAUCAGCUGUUCCUUUCAUAACUACUCUGAAUGUGAACAGACAAGGGAAUCUUAUCUCGGCAGAAGACGACCACUUUUCAUCGGGGGAGUUUGACUUUGAUGGCGACGAUGGGUUCAGAAUAAUCAAUUCAGGAAAUGGUUUUCUUAGCCAAGGAGUAACAGCAGGUGUAGGAGGCAGUGUCCCACUAUCGGCGUUUAUCAGCGGCGGCGAUGCGUCAGGUCUUGGCGGAGUUGGGGGGUCUGUAGGAGGUGGGGCCUUUGGCCAUGGCGGGUCACCUGCAACUGUUGGCACUCCACUACCAAACUUCGGAGGAGCUGGAGGAGGAUUUGGAGGAAGUGACUUUGGUGCUGGAGGAGGAUUUGGAGGGAGUGACUUUGGUGCUGGAGGAGGAUUCGGAGGGAGUGACUUUGGUGCUGGAGGAGGAUUUGGUGGAGGUGAUGUCAGUUUUGGAGAAGCAAGUGGUUCUGUUGGCGUUCCAUUGACAGGUGUCCCUCUGACAGCUGUCCCUAGCACUGCAGGACCUCAUGGAGGUGGUGGUGUGAUCCUUGCAGGUGUAGGUGGAGGUCUUGGUGGAGCUGGAGUAACACAUGGAGGCGUAGGUGGAGAUUUUGGAGGUGCUGGAGUACCACUGGAUUUAAGUGGUCAUGGUGGUGGUGGAUUGAAUCUUGGGGGAGGUUUUGAUGGAGCUGGAGGGCAAUUUGGAAGUGUAGAUACAGGUCUUGGAGGUGGCAGUGUGAGUUUUGGAAGUGUAGAUGGAGGAUUUGGUGGUGCUGGACUGAGUUUUGGAAAGGACAGUGGUGCUGGACUGAGUUUUGGAAGUGACAAUGGUGCUGGACUGAGUUUUGGAAGUGACAGUGGUGUUGGAUUACCACUUGGCAGUAUAGGUGGAGGUCAUGGAGGUGCAUUAACUACCUCAGGCCCUGCAAUUGUUUCAGGAGGUCCAGGGCUAACUCUUGGAGGUGCUGAUAUAAUCCAGGCAGACUUCCACCAAGUAGGUGAUGUGGGUCAAGUACUAGGAGGCUUCUCAGGAGUUUCAGAUGGUUCUUCAAUUGGCUUUGGUUUAUCAGGACCACAGACCUUGGUAACACACGAACCUGUAGUGACAUCAAUAGCAGCUCCAACCAGCGGUUACCUCCCACCUUCAACAACAUUCUUAUCCUCCCCAGCUUUACCAGCUGCAGAUUACCUCCCACCAACAACUAUCAUAUCAUCCCCAGCUGCACCAGCUGUAAAUGAUGUUUUCAGUCAAGGUACAUUUAUAUCACAUCCAACUGAAACGAUAUUCUCAAGUCCAACACCAACUGUCGGACCUACAAAAAGUGUUAAGCCUGCCCCACUUACAACCAAAUUUUCUUCCGUUACACCAGGUGGUAUAACUAAUCUUUUGCCAACACAGAGUAUUGCUACUCCUACAAACACAGUCAUCUCGGCUCCAAAAGCGCCACUACUUCCCCAGUUACCGAUUAAGACCUUGAGUACAAAUGGUUUGGGUACUCUUCUUGGUAGCUUGUCUACCAAGAGUAUAACCCCGGGACAAACUCUUGGCAGCAUCCUUCGAGGCCUGGAUGGUCAGGAUGGUAUUGUCGUUGUUGACAUUAAUUCAAAGGACAUCGCUGGUACUCGCGUUAGUACUGACGAUGACAAUGAUGAUCUGGACAACUUCCGUCUUGACAUAGAUUCCCUUGAAGAUGACACACCCAGCUUGUCCUUAGGAGGAGGCACAGUAACCACAGAUGCAGGGGUAUCCAUAGACACUGUUGGCAUUUCACUGGGAGACGCAGAUACCAAAUCCGUAUCAUCCAUAGACACUACGACAACUGCUGUUGAUACAGGUAUAUUUGGAUCAGCAAAGAAGGCUCUCGGUCCCAAGUUCUUGUUCCAGACCCCUCUGGUAGAUAUACUCUCUACCAAAGGACGAUGGUUGGGGACACUCAUUGGAGGCUUAGUCGACCUUGGAGAUGCAGUUGCUAAAAACUUCAACAAAGAGAAGCUGUUCUAAACUAGAUUUUUUAGGUUUGUUCUUCUCUUAUUCAACAAGUUUCAAGGAAAAAUUAUCUCAUUAUGGACACAGAUUAAGUGUCUCUGUUUCUUAUAUGCCAAAUUAGUCGGUCUCUGAACUACAAUGAAUAAGGGAUAUUUGUUAUGCAUUUGGUGGAUUCUACCAAAUAUUUAUUGUAUCUUGUUUGUAAAUAUGUAUGUACUCGUUGCUUCAAGAAAGGAAGAUCAAAACUGAAUUUGUUUUGUUACAUUCUCUGUCAUAACCAGACGUAUCUGUUGCUUUUUAUAAUGUAAUAAACGUUUUGUAAAGUU